Molecule: messenger RNA, 2820 nt
Organism: Microtus oregoni (creeping vole)
Lineage: Eukaryota; Metazoa; Chordata; Mammalia; Rodentia; Cricetidae
Product: guanylate-binding protein 6-like
Exons: 11
Coding region: 177-2039 (620 amino acids)
Biological process (GO): defense response to protozoan; defense response to Gram-positive bacterium
Molecular function (GO): GTP binding; GTPase activity
Source: RefSeq, a predicted model, not a curated record
AAGGCAAGACAGAGGCAGCUGAGAACUGUUCUUGCACCUGGGAAGGGGGACCAGAUAUAUUUACUUUUUCUUCCAUUAAGAAGCAACUGACUCUGGAAGCUGAAGUUAAUUUCCAUUUCCAAGAGGCCACAGAAGGACAUUCAGAAAGGCAGAUUCUUUUAGCUUGGCAAGUUGCUAUGGCCAGACCACAAAUGAUGGCUCCCAUUUGUCUGGUGGAGAACCACAAGGACCAGCUGUCUGUGAACCAAACAGCCAUCGAGAUUCUGGACAACAUUUCCCAGCCAGUGGUAGUUGUGGCUAUUGUUGGAUUGUACCGAACAGGGAAGUCCUACCUGAUGAAUCGUCUGGCAGGACAGAAUCACGGCUUCCCUCUGGGCUCCACUGUGCAGUCUGAAACCAAGGGCAUCUGGAUGUGGUGUGUGCCACACCCCACCAAGCCAAACCACACCCUGGUCCUCUUGGACACCGAGGGCCUGGGCGACGUAGAAAAGGGAGACCCUAAGAAUGACUCGUGGAUCUUUGCCCUGGCUGUGCUUCUGAGCAGCACCUUUGUCUACAACAGCAUCAGUACCAUCAACCACCAGGCCCUGGAGCAGCUGCAUUAUGUCACAGAACUCACUGAGCUGAUCAGGGCAAAGUCUUCUGCAAGUCCUGAUGGAAUCAAGAAUUCCACAGAGUUUGUGAGUUUCUUCCCAGACUUCAUCUGGGCUGUUCGGGAUUUCAUGCUGGAGCUGCAGAUAGGUGGAAAGAGCGCCAUGGAGGACGAGUACCUGGAGCACGCACUGAAAUUGAUCCCAGGUGACAAUCCCAGAAUCCAAGCAUCCAAUCUGCCCAGGGAGUGCAUCAGACAUUUUUUCCCAAAGCGGAAAUGUUUUGUUUUUGAUCAACCAACGCGUGACAAAGCACUGUUACGCAAGCUUGAUACUAUCUCAGAAAAACAACUGGAUCCUAUGUUCCUGGAACAAACAAGGGCUUUUGUUUCUUACAUCUUCACCCAUGGAAAGAUCAAGACACUCAGAGAGGGAAUUAAGGUCACUGGGAAUCGACUGGGGACUCUGGUGACGACCUACGUGGAUGCCAUCAACAGUGGAGCUGUGCCUUGUCUGGAUGAUGCGGUGACAACUCUGGCCCAGCGUGAGAACUCAGCAGCUGUGCAGAAGGCAGCUGAGCACUACAGUGAGCAGAUGGGGCAGCAACUGAGGCUCCCCACAGACACGCUCCAGGAGCUGCUGGGUGUGCACACAACCUGUGAGAAGGAAGCCAUUGCUGUCUUCCUGGAGCACUCCUUCAAGGAUGAAAACCAGCAAUUCCAGAAGAAGCUGCUGGAAUUAAUAGAUGAGAAGAAAAAGAUGUUCAUGUUGAAGAAUGAAGAAGCAUCAGAUCAAUACUGCCAGGAAGAAUUGAAUCGGCUUUCAAAGGAUUUUGUGGAAAAUAUUUCAACAUUUUCUGUUCCUGGAGGACACAGGCUCUACAUGGAAAUGAGGGAGAAGAUUGAGCAAGACUAUUGGCGGGUGCCCCGGAAAGGGGUGAAGGCAAGUGAAGUCUUCCAGAGCUUUCUGCAGUCACAAGCCACCAUUGAGAGUUCCAUCCUGCAGGCAGAUACAGCCCUAACUGCUGGCGAGAAGACCAUCGCAGAGGAGCGGGCCCAGAGGGAGGCAGCUGAGAAGGAACAGGAACUGCUAAGACAGAAACAGGAGGAGCAGCAGCAACUGAUAGAGGCUCAAGAAAGAAGUCACAAGGAAAACCUUGAGCAGCUGAAAAUGAAGCUGAUGCAAGAGCGUGAACAACUCAUCAAGGAACAUAAAAUAAUGCUCGAGAAUCAGCUGCAGCAUCAAAGGGCUUUGCUUGAAGAAGGAUUUAGGGAGAAAUCUGAGGAAAUGAAAGGAGAAAUUCAGCGACUGACAUCUACUGUAAAUGACAUGAAAGAAAACAGUGUUUCCUUUAUAGGUCAUCUUCUAAAAGAAUUUGCUACAGGAAUUGCAGCCCCUGUUUUACUGCCUGUGAUGGCUGUAAAAAAAAUUAUUUCAGCAUUUAAAUAGGAUUCACUCUUAUUUUGAUUAAGUGAUAGACCAUGAAUAUAUACUCUGCCUUUUUAUGAAGCUUCAUGUUUUCAUUUUCAUUCAGCAAAUUUCAGCAUUAAAAGUGCUAAUUAGAGUACAUGUAUGCCUGCCGCACAUUAGAUAGAACAUGUACUUGUCUGCACAGACAAGGCUUUCUUCAGGGCACAGAUGUUUAAACCAUUCCUGUGGAAGCUAUGAUUACUCAUUAUACACUGUCACAGUUACUGUUGGUCAGCUUGACUGGAUAUAGAAUCACCCAGGACACAAGCUCUUCUAUACCCCGUGAGGACCAUAUAUAUAUACCAUAUAUAUAUACCAUAUAGGGAAUCAUCUCUGGUCACUAUGGUAGAAAACCCAUCCCAAGUGCGGGCACCACCAUUCCUGUGGCCUGGGGACUCAGUUAAUAGGUGAAAUCAAGCUGGGCACUAACAUGUACCACUUGUUACUUCCUGACUGGAUGUCAUGUGAUCAGCCAGCCUCUGCUUCUGACUGUAUGCCUUCUCCGCCAUGUUAAGUGUGCCAUCUGGAACCCUGUCUUUCUUAAGUUGCUUUGCUUGAACCAUUUUGUCACAGUAAGAACAAAAGGUAUUGAUAUCAUUGGUGGUAAAUCUGGAAACUACUUAAGCAUCAUUGAGAAAGAUUGGUAACAAAUUGUAAUAUGUUCUGAUCCUGGACUACUGUAUAGUCUAGAAACAAGUGUCAGUCAAGCUUCCUGUAUACUAACAUAAGUUGAUCAUAAAGAUUUCUUAUUAAAUAAAGU